AUGGCUCAUCAGAACGUUUGGUACUCGCGCCCACGCAACUUUGGUAAGGGCUCCCGCAACUGCCGUGUCUGUGGUAACCAGGGUGGUCUUGUCCGCAAGUACGGCUUGAACAUCUGCCGUCAGUGCUUCCGUGAGAAGGCUAACGUCAUUGGCUUCCACAAGUACCGUUAA
Molecule: messenger RNA, 171 nt
Organism: Malassezia globosa CBS 7966
Lineage: Eukaryota; Fungi; Basidiomycota; Malasseziomycetes; Malasseziales; Malasseziaceae
Exons: 4
Coding region: 1-171 (56 amino acids)
Biological process (GO): translation
Cellular component (GO): cytosolic small ribosomal subunit; ribosome
Molecular function (GO): structural constituent of ribosome; zinc ion binding
Source: RefSeq, a predicted model, not a curated record